CGGCAGACCAGGCCUGGCCAGCUGACGGCACACCAUGAGGCUGCUCGUCCUCCUGGGCCUGCUGUGUGGCUCGGCUGCCACUCCCUUGGGCCCACAGUGGCCUGAGCCCGUGUUCGGGCGCCUGGCGUCCCCUAACUUCCCGGGGGUGUAUCCCAACAACCGGGAACAGCGCUGGACCCUGACUGCUCCCCCCGGCUACCGCCUGCGCCUCUACUUCACUCACUUCGACCUGGAGCUCUCCUACCUCUGCGAGUAUGACUUCGUCAAGCUGAGCGCGGGGACCGAGGUACUGGCCACACUGUGCGGGCAGGAGAGCACGGACACCGAGCGGGCACCCGGCAACGACACCUUCUACUCUCCGGGCUCCAGCCUGGACGUCACCUUCCGCUCUGACUACUCCAAUGAGAAACCAUUCACGGGCUUCGAGGCCUUCUAUGCAACAGAGGAUAUUGACGAGUGCCAGGUGCCCCCGGGAGAGAUGCCUGCCUGUGACCACCACUGCCACAACCACCUAGGUGGCUUCUACUGCUCCUGCCGCGCAGGCUACGUCCUCCACCGGAACAAGCGCACCUGCUCAGCCCUGUGCUCGGGCCAGGUCUCCACCGAGCGGUCUGGGGAGCUCAGCAGCCCUGAAUACCCACGGCCGUACCCCAAACUCUCCAGCUGCACUUACAGCAUCCGCCUAGAGGAGGGGUUCAGCAUCAUCCUGGACUUCAUGGAGUCCUUUGAUGUGGAGACGCACCCCGAAGCCCAGUGCCCCUACGACUCCCUUAAGAUUCAAACAGACAAAGGGGAAUAUGGCCCAUUUUGUGGGAAGACAUUGCCUCGUAGAAUUGAAACAAAGAGCAACACUGUGACCAUCACCUUUGUCACCGAUGAGUCAGGGGACCACACGGGCUGGAAGAUCCACUACACGAGCACAGCGCGGCCGUGCCCUUAUCCGACGGCACCACCUAGCGGCCACAUCUCGCCUGUGCAAGCCGAAUACGUCCUGAAAGACAACUUCUCCAUCUUCUGCAACACUGGCUAUGAGCUUCUGCAAGGUCAUCUGCCCCUGAAUUCGUUUACUGCAGUCUGUCAGAAAGAUGGGUCGUGGGACCGGCCGAUGCCCGAGUGCAGCAUUGUCGACUGUGGCCCUCCCGAUGAUCUACCGAGUGGCCGGGUGGAAUACGUCACAGGUCCUGAAGUGACCACGUACAAAGCUGUGAUUCAGUACAGCUGCCAAGAGACCUUCUACACAAUGAAGACGGGUGACGGUGAAUAUGUGUGUGAGGCUGAUGGAUUCUGGACGAGCUCCAAAGGAGAAAGAUCGCUCCCAGUCUGCGAGCCUGUCUGUGGACUAUCAACGCGUACUACAGGAGGGCGUAUAUAUGGAGGGCAAAAAGCAAAGCUUGGUGAUUUUCCCUGGCAAGUGCUGUUACUAGGAGAAACGACCGCAGCAGGUGCACUGAUACACGACAACUGGAUCCUCACAGCGGCUCAUGCUGUGUACAAGCACAAGGAAGACGCAUCUUCCCUGGACAUCCGGAUGGGUGCCCUGAAGAGACUGUCACCUCAUUACACGCAAGCCUGGGCUGAGGCUGUUUUUAUACAUGAAGGUUAUACUCAUGAUGCUGGGUUUGACAACGACAUAGCGCUGAUUAAACUGAAGGACAAAGUUGUAAUCAAUAGCAACAUCACGCCUAUUUGUCUGCCAAAGAAAGAAGCUGAAUCCUUUAUGGGGACAAAUGACAUUGGAACCACAUCGGGAUGGGGAUUAACCCAAAGGGGUUAUCUUGCCAGAAGUCUAAUGUUUGUCGACAUACCAAUCGUUGACCAUCAAAAAUGUACCGCUGCAUAUGAAAAGAAGCCCUAUCCAGGUGGAAGGGUAACUGGUAACAUGCUCUGUGCUGGCUUGGAAAGUGGGGGCAAGGAUAGCUGUAGAGGUGACAGUGGAGGGGCAUUAGUGUUUCUAGAUAAUGAGACACAGAGGUGGUUUGUGGGAGGAAUAGUGUCCUGGGGUUCCGUGAAUUGCGGGGAAGCAGGGCAGUACGGGGUCUACACGAAAGUCAGUAACUACAUUCCCUGGAUCAAGAACAUAAUGAAUAAUUUUUGAUUUGCAUGUCUUCAAUCAGUAACUGAUUCCUUAUUUUUAGAAAUACUUAUAAAAGAUCUUAGCAGCAAUGUGACCUGAAAAGCAUCAACAUGGCAGUUGUUCUUCCACCCCCAAAACAAAACCAAACUCCAGGUGAGACUGCUGCUACUUUUCUGCUUGCCAGUUUAAUUCCAUCCUGACUCCAUUCAAGGCGACACAAACCAUUGUAGUGACAUUCAUCUUUGCCAAACCAAUAUAAACUCACUGCUUAAAUUACAUUUAAUAAACUCAGAAAGACCAGUAUCUUUUCAUACUGGCUGUCUGCAUUUCUAUAAAUUGCCUGUCCAGGCUCUUCGACUGUUUUUCUACUGUUUUUUAAACUUGUUUUUAUU
This is a messenger RNA of Propithecus coquereli (Coquerel's sifaka), 2466 nucleotides long. RefSeq names its product mannan-binding lectin serine peptidase 2 (gene MASP2). Gene Ontology annotation, molecular function: calcium ion binding; serine-type endopeptidase activity. The coding region runs from base 35 to 2095 and encodes 686 amino acids. NCBI's taxonomy places the organism in Eukaryota, Metazoa, Chordata, Mammalia, Primates, Indriidae. Gene Ontology annotation, cellular component: extracellular region. The transcript is spliced from 11 exons. The record is from RefSeq and is a predicted model, not a curated record. Gene Ontology annotation, biological process: proteolysis; complement activation, lectin pathway.